Molecule: messenger RNA, 7519 nt
Organism: Coturnix japonica (Japanese quail)
Lineage: Eukaryota; Metazoa; Chordata; Aves; Galliformes; Phasianidae
Source: RefSeq, a predicted model, not a curated record
CGGGGAAGGAGUUAAGUGGCUGACCAGCUGCCGCCUGUGAGGCACUGAAUUCCUCCCCAUACAGCCCAGCAGCCAGCACAGGGACAGGCUAUAUUUAGAGGGCUGAUAAAGGCUUGGUGCCGACAGUUGUCCUGCCCCUCGAUGAAGAAAGCACAGGGAGAGAGGGGGGCAGUGGGUUUCUCUCCCUCAUACAGCUCCCUGCCAGGUUUCCUGCCCCGCUUUCAGAGCUCCUUCGCUGUGCCACAACUGGGACAUAGCCUUUCAUCCAGGCACAGGUGCAGAGCCUCCCUCAGCUGCCAUGGCCAGCGGUGGGGAUUCAGACAGCGAGCAGGUGGUGCCUGAUGAAGAGAAGGAUGGCCCAGACGUGAAAGCAGUGCAGGCCCACUACCUGCGCAGCCCUUCGCCCAGCCGGUAUUCGAUGAUAUCAGAUGCUGAUACGGAGAGCAUUUUCAUGGAGCCUAUCCACCUGUCAUCUGCUGUGGCUGCCAAACAAAUAAUCAGUGAAGAACUGAAGACAAAGCACAUCAAGAUAGAUGCAGUGUGUCCCAAGAUGUUAGAGUCUGCACAGCAGUUGAUGGUGGAAGACCUGUACAACCGAGUUAAAGAAAAGAUCGACGACACCAGCUUGUUUAACACUCCAUGUGUCAUGGACUUGCAGAGGGCACUUGUAAAGGACAGGCUGGAGACUCCAAGAGAUGCUGUGGAUGAAGUCUGGCCUAAUGUCUUCAUAGCGGAAAAGAGUGUUGCAGUGAACAAAAGCCGUUUGAAGAGACUGGGCAUUACACAUGUCUUGAAUGCAGCUCAUGGUACAGGUGUAUACACAGGACCAGAUUUCUACAAUGGUCUAAAUAUCCAAUACAUGGGCAUUGAAGUGGAUGAUUUUCCAGAUAUGGAUAUCUCCAAACACUUCCAUCCAGCUGCAGAGUUCCUGGAUGAAGCACUGUUGACUUACAGAGGAAAAAUCCUUGUCAGCAGUGAAAUGGGAAUCAGUCGCUCAGCUGUGCUGGUGGCUGCUUACCUGAUGAUCUAUCACCAUAUGACCAUUCUGGAGGCUCUGAUGACUCUGAGAAAGAAGCGUGCCAUUUACCCCAAUGAUGGCUUCCUCAAGCAGCUAAGAGAGCUUAACGAGCAAUUACUGGAGGAACGAGAGUUGGAUCAUACUGGAGACGAAGAUGUCACUCCUAGUCAAAGUCCUGUCACCCGCCCAGGGACAUCUUCCCGGCUGUCUGGAGCUGAGGACUCUGAAAGUGUCAUAGGACCCAAAGCACACUCCAUCACAGUAGAAGAAGAAGACAACAGCAGCAUGCUGAGUAGUUUUAUGAGUUCUUCAUCAGUGGGAAAAACUAGCUGGGUUUCCAAACGCUCUACCCUCAUCAGUGAGGAGGAAGAGGAACAAUUAUAUGAGGAAUGGAGGAAGAAACAAGGCCUGCCUGCAAAGGAAUCAGCAAGUGACCAGGGGAAAAGAGUGUCUUCGAGGCUUCAGGCUCAGGAAGGGGAGCAAUAUGAGGAGGAUGUGGAACGGAGGAUCCAUGACUGGCAGCGCAGAAAUGAGAGAUACCAAAUGGAGGGUCCACCCACAGAGGAGGAUGGAAAUUCUAACAUGGGAGGAAGACCUUACCGAUCAGGUGAAUUUAGUGAUGAUGAGAGUGUGAGCAGUUUUGAGAUCCGAACCCUAAAGCGACAGUUGGAAGCCAGCAGCUUUAGCAGGAUGAGGAGGAGUCGCACAGACUCUAUGUCUUCAGAGAGCACUUGGGACAUGUGGAACCAGAGGCUGAUGGAGAUUGAGAAGGAAGCUGUUCAGAGGUAUCAUUCUAAGAAUAAGAACGGUGGGGAGAGACAAUCCCCAGAAACAGGAAGAAAGGAGAGGGAUGUGGAUGAGGAAAGCGUGUUGUCAGACUGUAGCUCCUUCUACAAUUUCUGCCAAAGGAACAAAGACAAGCUGACUCCUCUAGAAAGAUGGAAGAUCAAGAGAAUCCAGUUUGGCUUUCACAAGAAGGAUUUAGAAUCAUCAUCCUCCUCUGCACCAUCUCCAGCAGAAGAUGGCAGCCAGACUGGUGAGGAGGGGACUGAAGGGAGGAAUUUGUCAGAUGUUAACCUGAGUGCUUACCAGGCUUGGAAAAUGAAGCGGCAGAAGAAGGUGAGCUCUGAAAGCAAGGAGGAAUUUGUGGAGUUUGCCAAAGGUGAUGAUUCUGCUUCAGCUAAAAAGAAGCAGAGGCGUGUAGAGCUCCUUGAACGUUCAAAGAAAAUUUUAGAAGAAAGCCAGUCCAUGUGCAGCUGGGAGACAGACAGUACAAUGAGUGGGAGUAUCCCGUUGUCUGCUUUCUGGGCCUCAGCGCCUUCUGCGAAUGGUGCUGAGGAUGCAGCUUCUACAAUGAGCAUGAAGACAAAUCAUUCAUCUUUAUCACAGACCAGGAGCAGCACUGGGGCAACACAGCCAAAUAUUCCCCUUCCCAAUCUCCCAGUUGGCCCAGGUGACACGAUAUCUAUGGCAAGCAUUCAGAACUGGAUUGCUAACGUCGUCAGUGAAACCAUUGCUCAAAAGCAAAAUGAGAUUAUGAUGCUGUCCCGUCCAUCGUCUGCAAUGGCCUCCAGUGUAAUGUCAGGAGACCUUGGCAGGCGUAUAGAUGACGAUAAGAUUUCCCUUCUCAGUUCUCAGUGUGGCUCAUCUUUUUCUGCCUCUCAUCUUGGUCAGCAAGACAUGCACAGGGCUGAGUCUCAGUCUGUCCUGUCUUGCAAUACCUCUGUGAGUGCGAGGGCAGAAGGGACUAGUGCAAACACGAAGACUAUGCAAACAAGCAAACCACUGUACAGCCUCUUUGCUGAUGAUGUUGAUCUAAAGAAACUCAGCAGGAAGGAGAAGGAGAUACAGAUGGAAAUGAGAGAGAAAAUGUCAGAUUACCAAAUUGAAAAGGUGAUAAGCGACAAUAAACGCAGUACUCUAUUUAAGAAAAAGGUGACCAAAGGAGAGGAAAAUGAAACAGAAGAUGAUGUAGAAAGUGUAACAAACUACAGGCACCCACUGCAAGCAGAUCUAGACAGAAAUGAUGCAAUCUUUACUCUGUCCAGUCUAUCUGCAAACACAGGUGCACUUAAGUCGGAAGUACAGACUGAUGUUACCAAGUGGCUCAGUGGCCUGAAAGCAGAAAAACAAUCAUCGUAUCAUGAUCAAAGUGAGAAUUUCAGAGAGAAAUAUAGCAGAUCAUCCAAAGUAAGAGAGAUGGAUUCUGAAACAUCCAGUUACAGAUUCUCCAGAUCCCAAAGAGAAGAGCUUGACAGUUCUUCCUAUGAGUCAAAAGGAGAUUCGCUGAGAAGCGUGUCAAGAUUUUCCUCUGCUUCGGCAAAAGAGGACAAAAAGAUGUAUAAGUUCUCAAGGUCGAGGGUCAGUGAGACAACAAGUUCUGGUGAAAAAAGCCCAGAACCACAUUUUUUUAGCCAAACACCAGAACCAUCCUAUGACUCUGAAUCCCCUGAGUCAUCUACACAGAGUCGAGUUAGAUCUCAUCACGUGGAGGCAUGUGAAGAGGAGGCCAUGUCAGACACGUCAGAAUUUGGAGCUAAGAGAAAGUUCACCCAGAGCUUUUCAAAGUCUGAAGAAAAUGGAAAGAAAGAGGCAAAAGUGGAACAAAGUGAGGAGAGAUUUGCAUCUAGACAGUUCUCUCAGUACAAGCGAAGCGUGCGUAAAGAGGAGGAUGAAGAAUUGGAUGAUGAUGCUAUUAUUGCUGCAUGGAGAAACCGACUAGAAGAAACUACUGCAAAGCUCCGUCGGAGAAAGGAAGAGUGACCAAGGAUCAGAUUAGAGGAACACAAGCAGAGUACAAUCUAGCGGAGAUGCAGAAAGCAUGGGAUUAAUACAGUCUCGGGCUCGGAAACGGAAACUGCAUGCUCAUACACUCCAGCAGAAUCUGCGUGAGAGCUCCCUGCCCACUCUAUGGAAUUUCAUUUGCCAUUCAGAAAAACCGAUCUGCAUUAAUUUUCUGCCUGUUUAGUUGUGAAGGAACCUUCAAAAAUGUGAACCAUGUGUAACAAAUAAACAGUUCUCCAGAGAGAUUGGAUCGUUGCUUUAAAUGGUGCGUGAAUUGCCCCAGUCUUCUCAGAAAGGUGUUCACUUCUUUGCCUGGGAGUAAUCAGUUAAAUGCCAACAAGAUUUGUUGUAUUGUUCUUUGCAUUAAAAGUGGAUAGAGGUUAAAAGUAGUUGUGGUGAGGUGCGGGAUUAGGCUGCUUACACUGCUGGUACCAGCGUAAUCAGUUUAGAUGAGCACUCUGUCAUUUUGGCUAACCUUAUGAACAUGCAUUUUUUGGAUAUGGAAGAAUUGUAUCUCUUCUUUUUUUUUUUUUUUUUUAAAUUUUAUUUUUCUGGACUGCCUUUUGCUUUCCAGUACAUUAUAUUUUAUUCAGAAGCUGAUUUCAUGUUACUUUCUUUUAUCCUUCUGUUACAGUUGUUCAGUAUCUUCUCAGCUCAGUGUUUUUCUGUGACUGCUGUUCCCCUACCAGAGUGUGCACUUGCACCCUCUCCCAAAUAUGCACACAUGCAUUCACAGACACACACAUUUAUGAGUCAUGAGAGCAAACAACAAUAUGGUUUAGUUCCUCCCUGAGACCAACAGGUUAAAGUAAAUGUUGGAAUGUCUAUGUCAAGCCACCCAGAUGCGGUGGUGCAAAAAUCACCUUAGAGAGCAGGAGAAGGGACAGCCUGUUUGUGCUUUGAGCCUUCCCCUAUACAUUGUGUUUCAAGUAUAUUUGUUAUCUUUAAAAUAGAUAAACUUCAUCCGUAUGCAAAAAAUGUAACUGCUCCCACAGUGAUUCAAACCUGGGAAAUGUUAGACAGUGUGGUUAACUUUUAGUUAGGGCACGGGUGUCCUGGAAGACAGAGAUGAGUGUAAUGGGAAACUAGCUUCAUUGUUAACUGUGGAGAGAACAAUGUCCCUCCAUAAUCAAUCAAUCAAUCACUUAGUGUUUUCCAGCGCACCCUUCAUGCCAACAUGCCUGAAUGCUUUACGGUCAUUAAAUUAAAUCAAAGAACACACCACAAAAUGGACAAGGCCAGAUCAAUAAAUCUUGAAACCUGAUUCAAACUUACCAAGGACUCUGAACAAGUAGCCACAGAAGGAAGAACAAAUCCAUUCAGAAGGGCAUGUACAUAGGCAUAAAACUGAACCAAGACAUAGGUGAUGUUAAUUAGAAGACAGAAAUGCUUAAAGGAACUGAUAGUUUUUAUGGCAUCACCUGACUACCAACAGCAUCUGUCACCCAGUGCUCACAGUCCUAUAGUCCUUUUGGAGUUCUGAGUGACAUUAGAAAACAACUGUUGUGGCAAUAACUGAUUACAACUGGCCAGAUAGCUGUUCUCUUCAGGUCACAUACUGCCAGUGAUGUACUUAACUUCAAAGGUUAACCUGUUUGUGAUCUCUACAUUUGAGUAUUGCAGGACACAGCAUCAAAGAAAGAUGUAGCACACAUCGGUUGGUAUUAAAGAUUUUAUGACUUCAUGCAUCUUCAUGGAUCAUCCUAGCAAUCUUUGUUAUGAUCUUUGUUAUGAUUGCAUUUAAUGCAGAUCUGGUCCAAGGCCUUCUGCUGGUCUGGUAGAUCUUCUCUUUCUCCCUGUUGGAGAGGAGAGCUUUAUGAUAACACAGUGUCCUUUAAGAAACUGCCAAUUAAUGGGAAGCUUUAUACAUCGUGCUCAUAGAAAUUUCUCUGUCACUGCUAUAACCUAUGGAGGUUCACUCACAGAGCAGAUGAAAUGACCACAGGCCUAAGUACAUCCAAAAUUAAAUGCAAAAUCCGGUUCUUCAACUUAACCUUCCCUCCCUGGAUAGUUUUGCAAGGCAUGUGCUGCUUAGUCUGUGAAUUGGAUCUGAAGUACUGCCUGGAGGCAAAGGGUCAGAGAAGAUUCCACAUAUGAAAAGCAGGAGGCCCUUAAGAGGGUGCAACCUCAGUUGCUGAACAGACACCAAAAUAGGAUGGAUAAAAGCCCACAUGAAACUCAGGUAUGUGAGCAAGCAGAAGCUGACAGUCGCCCCUCAGGAAUGCAGUAUAAAGCUUUCACUUCUGCAGGAGACGAGAUCUGAAGGUCUGCUUCUUGGGAGCAAUCAGACCUGACCUGUUGCAUGGUGCUGCAGUUGCAUAAUUGAAUAGUUGUCUCAGUUCAUCCCAAAGAGAGUGUUCAUGGUGGCAGUAGACAUAUGAAAUUUGUAAGUCAUUAGGGAUAAAAGGGCCUAUGCAAGGAAAGGUCAGACGUUAUCCCCAUGACCGGCAGAAGGGGUCUGUAUUAAAACAAAGAAGGUAUUUGAUUUUCCUUUGAACAUGGGCAGAUGAUUCAGACCCACCUGCCCUUCAUAUGCUCUGUCUCUCCCCUUCCCAUCUCCUCUCUUUUGAAACAGAUUUGAGUCCAUCCACUUUUAUAUUUUCAAACAAAACUCAUAAAAGGGCCAUAAAUAUCAUGACUCGCUAAAAUGAAAGCUGUUUUCUUCUCCUCCCAGGAGACUCCUGCCUGAGAGAGAGACAGAAAGAGUUCACCUCUUUGAAAAUUCCCCCCUCAGCUGAAGUAAAGCUGGUAUCUAAGAGCAGUCUUCAAGGCUUUGUUCUUAUCAUCUUGACCUGGCUUUGUACUGGCUUCUCUCUGUAUUGCCUGUGGAAGUGUGAAGGACGGGGCGAGGGGAAGGAAUUUUGGCUAUCACUGGCAGAGCAAGGGUCAUGCUUGGAAAAGGGAUCUCAUUGUGGUUUCAGAAAAUGUUAUAAACUCAGCACACUGGCAGAAAGAAUGAAGAAGCUCAUUCCCCUGCUAGAUCAGACCAGUGGUCCACCCCUUUUCUCUCUGAUGUUGGCCAGAACAAGAUGCAUCUUAGAAGGUCUAAAGAAAGCCUAAGUGGGCAAUUAUGGGAUAACCUGCCCUGAGUUGAAUUUUUCUCCCUGCCUGGCCCAAAGUCCUCCUUCAUCUCUCUGCCUUGGUUAGAGUUCAAGUUUCUUCCCUGAAGCAUGACAGCUUCUCUCCCUUCCAAACUGCUUUUCAUCCUGGCCUGUCUAAUGCAGCUGCCUAUGACAGUGUUGUGAUGGGAUGUAUAGGUCUUGUCCAUUGAGAGCCUGUGACACAUCACAGCCUUACUGGAAAGAGAGAUGGAGAGGUGAAGAGGAGGCAAGGGAGGGGAGCAUAAACUCAGAUGAAAUAUCUAUCAGAAAGCUGGAAAGAAGAGUGAGUGGCUGAGAAGCUAAUUGCUGCCUGCUGACCUGGGCUGUGCAGAUAGCUUGCAAGUGAGCAUUUUGGCUUUUCAGAAAUUUCAGCCUGGCGCACACUGGGAAAUUCAGCUCUUGGUUGAAGCUAGUGUUCAACUAUACUUAUAUAUAUGUGUGUGUGUAUAAUAAAUCUGUAUUUUUUACAGCUGUAGAAGUAUUAGAGUGGUCCUGAGAAAACUAUUCUGUUUCAUUCUGAGAGAACUUUUCCUUACACAUCAGUUCAUUACUCAUUUCUGGAAAGAAGUAUUGGAGUAACCAGGAGCUAACAGACAUUAAACAGGAAUUUAAAACA